UCUCUCCCCUCCAUUGACACCCCCAGACCCACCAUGGAAGGUUUGGAUUAUUACCAGAUGAACUUCAAGUCCUUUCAUGGUGGUAUGGGUGCACGUCGUAUUUUCAUAAGAGGACCUGUGAUCUCCUGAAGGUGGCGUACGCUAAUGGCGUGGCACUUGCACCCUUUCUGCCUAGUGCUUCUCUAUUUCAUCUCCAUCUCCCUUCUGGGCUUCAUCGCUCUUGUGCUUUUCGAGCAUGCGAAGCCCGGCAGUUCCACCAGCCUCGGCAAUGUCGACCUCUUCUUUAUGUCCGUGUCGGCGAUGACGUCGUCCAGCCUCGCCUCCGUCAACAUGGAGGACAUGUCCAACUCCCAGUUUUGGGUUCUCAUUUUCCUCAUGCUUGUGGGUGGUGAGUCCUUCCUCUCUGCCGUCACCCUCCUGUUUCAGUGCCUCGACUUUUCCGCCCUCGUCCCGAGGCCGGAAUUGGCCGGCAUGUCGAGGACUGCGGACACCACGGACGUCGAGAUGCCAGUCCGGCGUGGUGUCAUCGCCGGUGCCGAGAAUGGGGGAGGGGCCGAUGGGUCGGAGAGUACAACUACAGAUGUGGCGAUGGUUGACGAGAGGAUGAUGAAGCUGGGGUCCAGGAAGUGCCUGGCGAAUGUGGCCUUGGGCUUCUGCAUGUUUGUCAAUAUACUUGGCUCUCUAAUGGUGUUUGCUUAUUUCAAAGUGAUUCCCAGCGCUAGGAGGAUUCUCAACCAAAAGGGCCUCAACGUGGCCACUUUCUCAAUUUUCACCACGGUUUCUUCCUUUACAAACUGCGGCUUCUUCCCAAAUAAUGAGAACAUGGUGAUCUUUAGAGAAGACUCCGGGCUGUUGUGGAUGGUCAUCGGUCAGAUUCUUGUUGGGAAUACAUUUUACCCUGUUUGCUUGACCCUCAUUAUCUGGGUACUUAUGAAAUGGUUUCCUAGGAAAGAGCACGAGUACCUGUGGAAGAAAGGCCAUGAAUUGGGGUACUCCCACUUGUUCCCAUGGCGGAGCACCGUUUAUCUCACAGUCUCCGCUGUAGGUUUCACGGUCGUGCAGCUAAUCAUGUUUGGGUUCUUAGAGUGGGGAUCCGUGUCGGGGCUUAGUUUCUACCGGAAGUUCGUCGCCGGGCUUUUCCAGUCUGUCAACGCGAGGCAUGCUGGAGAAAUGGCCUUCGAUCUUUCGGUUUUCUCGCCGGCGCUCUUGGUGGUCUACAUAGUUAUGAUGUACCUUCCUCCGUAUGUAUUCUUGGUGCCCCUGUCGUCUGUUAAAACAAUAAAGAAGGACAAUCACAACGGAAGCAGCAAAACGAACAAGAGGAAGGGAGGAGGGUUGAUAAUGGAGUAUUUGCUUCUUCCGCGGGUGGCUUACCUCGUUAUCUUUGUGGUGCUGGUCAGCAUCACGGAAAGAAAUAAGCUCCGUGAAGACCCCCUCAAUUUCAAUCUCUUGAACAUUGUCUUCGAACUUACCAGGUUGCAGUGUUUACAAUGGUGGAUUGAACAAGCCUUCUUGAACAUAAUUGUACUUUAUCAAUUUUGGGCCCUUAUAUAUGAUGAUGAAGAAGACAUGCUUCAGCAUUAUCACUUAGAGAAGGCAGAGAUAGCAUUCAAACCGGCAUAA
Molecule: messenger RNA, 1623 nt
Organism: Nymphaea colorata (pocket water lily)
Lineage: Eukaryota; Viridiplantae; Streptophyta; Magnoliopsida; Nymphaeales; Nymphaeaceae
Product: sodium transporter HKT1-like
Exons: 4
Coding region: 145-1623 (492 amino acids)
Biological process (GO): monoatomic cation transport; transmembrane transport
Cellular component (GO): plasma membrane
Molecular function (GO): monoatomic cation transmembrane transporter activity
Source: RefSeq, a predicted model, not a curated record